AUGGAGUCGACGCUCGUGACGACCAGCGGGAAGGGCUCGAACCCGAAGACGACGCUGUACGUUGGCGGGCUCGACGAGUCGGUGAACGAGGGGCUGUUGCACGCGGCCUUCAUUCCGUUCGGGGACGUCAAGGACGUCAACAUCCCGAUCGACCCGCAGACGGGCAAGCACCGGGGGUUCGGGUUCGUGGAGUACAUCGACAAGGACGACGCCGCGGAGGCGAUUUACAACAUGCACAACGCUGAGCUGCAGGGGCGCGUCCUGCGCUGCAACUACGCGCUCCCGGCGAAGAUCAAGGGCGGGGAGAAGGGAGUCAGCCACCAGCCUGUCUGGGCCGACGCAGACAGCUGGUACGAGCGACAAUUGCAGGAAAAGGAGAUCAAGCGAUUAGUCGCAGCGGACGCCGCGGGGCCGGCCGCCAACCCCAUGCAGGAGCUGGAGGAGGCCGCGGGCGCGGAGGCCGCCAGCUAG
Molecule: messenger RNA, 471 nt
Organism: Pedinophyceae sp. YPF-701
Lineage: Eukaryota; Viridiplantae; Chlorophyta; Pedinophyceae
Source: the annotation of a GenBank genome assembly